AUGACUGAUGCAGCGCAACAUGAGUGGGAAUUAAGUCGCGAAAAUAUUCGACCGCUGAGAAGUGGCCGAAGGGUCAAAUUCUUAAAUAGUGUAUUUGGUGGUGCCAAAAUCACAAUAAACGAAGCAGAAAAACGCUUCGAAAACGAUUUCGAACAAGCAAAGGCAUCCGAUAACCCACUGGAUAUAUGUUUACGUUAUAUAAACUGGUUCGAGGAACACUUUCCAACAGGUUGGAAGCAAUCGCAUCUUUUUUCGAUACUAACGCGUAUCAUCAAUACUUUUGGUCAUCGUGAAGAGUUUUUAAACGAUGAAAGGAUGCUAAAAUUUUGGAUAAAAUUAAUCGAAAACAAAUCUGAUGCGAAUGCGGAUGCAUUCUUUGAACGUGCUUAUCUUUCCGGAUGUUGUCGUCAUUUGGCCAAAUUUUACGUUAGGUGGGCUGAAAUCCGUGAAAAUUCGCAUGAUAUAAGUGGGGCACGAAUGGUUCUCAAACGUGGUCGGGAGCAUUGUGCUGAACCAUUGCGGUUAUUAAAUGAAGCAUCAGAUGGCUUGGAAAUGCGGCAAAUUCGUGCAUUUCAAAACUUCAGUGAUAGUGAAAAUGAUUUAAUUGAUGAAACUGAACUCAGUAUGCAACGAUUAGCACUUGGCCAGCUAACUGGUUUGGGACCGAACCAUGAAGCUCCAGUAUUUCGAAAUGCAUCUGAAAGACCAGGUAGUUUGCAUCCCGGUAUUCGGUCAUCUCGUUUGAAAGGAUCAAGAACAGAGAAUGCUUUUCAAAUCUAUCAGGGUGAAGAAGCGUCCGAUGAUGAGAAUUUGUUGAUACCAAAAAGUUUCGGAGAUGACUUAGCUCAUGUGGCUUUUGUGCAAAACAGUUGGGACCCUACGAAAUGGAAGGAUGCACGAAUUGAUGGUAUACCGAAAAGAAGUAAAAUACGUCAUGCUGCUUUCACGGUUUACAAUGAUAGCGGAGAAGAGGUGAACGAUCGAAAGCAAUCGAACCGACGCGCACGAUUAUUUAUAUCGAACAAGGUCAUUUCGAUGGAAGAGCUGUUUGCAGAACAGUUGAAAUUGUAG
Messenger RNA from Cercopithifilaria johnstoni, 1071 nucleotides. The record is from the annotation of a GenBank genome assembly. Lineage: Eukaryota; Metazoa; Nematoda; Chromadorea; Rhabditida; Onchocercidae.